AUGAACAAGUACCUGGUGCGAGGCCUCGGCUUCUUCAACGAUGCCUACGACCUCUUCGUCAUGAACAUCAUCAACGUCGUGCUCACCGAGCAGUACGGCAAGCACGUGUACACGUCGUACGUCAAGUCAUGGGUGUCCGCCGCUGCUAUCAUCGGCGCUGUCAUCGGCCAGCUGCUGUUCGGCGUCUUGGGGGACAUCUUCGGACGUCGAGUGAACAUGACCGCUACGUGUGUACUGCUGAUCGUCGGCAGCAUUCUGUGCACCGUGGCGUACGGUGGUGACGGCAGUGCCACGCUGUGGUUCCUGCCCGACAAUCAAGUUCAAUCAAGGGGCGAUCAAGGCGAGGUCAAGCGAGAGACGGAGAUGGCUGCUGCUGAUUGGAUGAUGACAUUAUCCUCGGUAGAGUGA
Molecule: messenger RNA, 408 nt
Organism: Phytophthora sojae
Lineage: Eukaryota; Oomycota; Peronosporomycetes; Peronosporales; Peronosporaceae
Exons: 2
Coding region: 1-408 (135 amino acids)
Biological process (GO): carboxylic acid transport; transmembrane transport
Cellular component (GO): plasma membrane
Molecular function (GO): carboxylic acid transmembrane transporter activity
Source: RefSeq, a predicted model, not a curated record